UGUAUAAGGAGCAGGUGUGGCUGAUACACUGGCAACGCUACAUCUUUCCCUCUAAUAAUAAGUCCCCAUCGCCGACCCCAUCCCAGUAGCCAAUGAGCGGGUUGCCAGGGAGCAGUAAUGACUGGAGGCUGCAAGUUGAGAGGAGCUGCCUGAGAAGCAAGUUGAAGGCUCGUGGCUGUUCGUGUUGUUGCUGUAACCACUGGCACUCGCUAUAACAAGGGAGAGGGAGCGAGAGGCGGGGGAGAAGCAGCCGUACAGCCCGCACCAUGCGCUCUCCCUUCCCUGCUGCUGCUUCUUGUAUGAUCCCAGCCCCGCGUCUCCCCGCACCUCCAUCUGACUGACAGACCUGCCUUCCCCCGGCAACUUUCUCCGCACAAGAGAUCCGUGCACAGACCCCUCCUGGCUCCCGGCCGUUCCAGCUCCACCAUGGCGUCUGGCCAGCAAAGCAGGAUUCAGGGCUACCUGGAAAAGAACAAGAUCGGACCUCUGUUUGAGGAACUGAUGACAAAGCUGAUUACAGAGACCCCGGAGCAGCCAAUUCCUUUUCUGAUUAAUCACCUCCAAUCCAAACUUGGAAAUGUGGGUCAGCUACAGAGGACUCUGUCUGGAUCUGCUGCUCUAUGGGCAGAGAGUGAAUCAGCAGAAAACAAAGGAACAAGACGAGACUUCAGGAACUAUGAUAAGCCCUGGCAAGUCAAUGCAAAGAAGCCUAAAAAGUCAAAGAGUGACCUAGCAGUGUGUAACAUUUCCCCAACAUCACCCGAAGCGACACCUUUGGCCAGGUCAUUUGAGCACCCUAACUGGGACUGGCGAACAAAACCUGAAAGCCAUGAUUUUGAUGAGUUAAACCACAUCCUUCAAGAAAGUAAAAAGCUGGGCAAAGCAUUGGAGAACCUAUCUCGCAGUAUUGCUGUCUCAGAUGAACUUGAACAGGACACAAGGGCCUUUAACUCAUCCUUAUUAAAACCUUGUGUAAUUGGAGAAUGGGUUGGGCGUGAAGACAAUGACCCAGACCCAUUGGCUGCUGAAAUGAUCCAGCCUCCAAUCCCAAGAACAAAAGGUGAACAACGGGAAGGAGAUGAAGGCAGCUGCAGCCCAGCAGGAAGUUUGAAGAUGGAGCCAAAGAACAAAGGUCUGAAGCAGCAGCAACAGCAGCACAAGAAACUACUGGCAGCAAUGCUCUCGCAAGACUCAUUCGACUCCGUGCACAGCACUCCUGCCUCGGUCACAGAAGAAGACAUUGAUAAUGAGGAUGAUGCAAUGGAACUGCUUGAGGACCUUGACGAUCUUCGCAUGGAAGGAGUAACCAGCCUGAUGCCGUCUGGAAGUAAAUUCAGCCAAGGAAGAAGCACAUAUACUACAGAGCCUCAAGCAAAAGUCACAUUAAACAUCUGCUCAAGGUGUGCAAGACUGCAAGGAGAAAACCUGGCACAGGGUAUAGAAGAGAUAGCACAAGAAAGACACUCUUCUGAGAAAGCUGGGACAGAUGCACCCGCCGCAUUGCCUGCAGCAGAAACAUUAAUGGAAGAUGAUGAAGAAUUUGAGAGCGCGUCUCAAGUGACAGGACCUCGUCAACCAGUCUGGGAAUCUGAGGCCUUGUCUGCCAGAAGUGGAGGAUCUCAGAACCAAAAGAUCCUAAAAGAAGCAUUAACCGCAAAGGAACUGCAGAGCAUGGAAAAGCAUCUUGCUGAUAUUGAAAAGGACUUGGCAUUGAUGGCUGAAGCAAGCAUGUCUCGGAGCCCAAGCAAUCAGCCAAGUGGCAUGCUAACCAAUGAACAUCAUGGAAGCUACCAUUCCUCUCAAAUGCAGAACGCAAGACCACAAGUGCCAAACCAAACCUCAAACAGCUUGCAUCUUCAUCUUCAAGGGAACAAAACACCACCUCAAGCUGCAAGCAGAACACAGGGUACCACGAUUUCAAAUAGUCGACCGCAGACUCCAAAUUCACAGUUAAACAAACUUCAGACUCCUCUGACUCCAUUAGGUAGGCCUGGGACUCCAAACAGCUUGUUGUCCCGGCCACACACCCCUAGUAGCCAAGGAAGUAAGGAAGGAAGCAUUUCAGGACAAACGAGUAGAUCGAUCACUGGUAAAAGUCAAAUUGGAUGGACAACCAACACGCCAGCAGCUGUUCCUCCUCAAGCAGGUGCAGACAUUGUAGGAAUUGCUUCACAAAGAAACAGUGUUACAGAAGAGGAAUCGUAUGAACAACUUCAAGGUUCUCGACAGCCAUGGACACUCCCCAGUGACACAGACAGUGAAGUCAUAGGGACGGAGAAAGGAAAACGUUUAUAGCACCAAUCAGCAGUGGAAACCAAUAAGUUCAGUAUAAAGGAUUCAAAGAAGAUGAUUGGAAAUUAUUUUUUUUCAAUUUCUGGUGUGUGCUAUCCAUGAGCAGUGAUUGGAUUAUUUGGUGGAUCAAAAUCAAUCAUUGGAAUGCUUCCUCUUUGCUGCUUGGUCAACAUGGACUUUCCUUGGCAAUAUACUAAAGAGGCUCAAUGACUAAUGAACAUAUUUAUUAUUUCAUUGAGUGCAAAGGAAUUUCAUACUUGAGGGGUGAUCAGUUUAAAAAGUUAUGGUAAAAAUGGUAAGAACCCAAAGUGAUGUCCAGAUUGCAAGUUGUGUAUCCACAUUUGGCUUUUUUCUUCUACUUCCACUAUAUCACUCCUUGUAAAAAUACAUCCAAUGGUUCUUAUUAUCCAUCUUUGGCUUUUUUCUUCUACUUCCACUAUAUCACUCCUUGUAAAAAUACAUCCAAUGGUUCUUAUUAUCCAUCUUUACUGAAUCAUAUUCAUUCAGAAGGGGGUUCCGGUCCAGCUUUGUCUGGUGCUAUCAAUGAGGUCAAGUUAACCAUGACUAUUGAAGGGAAAGUGGACUCUGCACACCAACAGAAAGCAGAUGAGGCAACAUGCCUACCUGACAUUCAAUGGGAAUCAGUGUUGUAACACUUGAUCACGUGUGACUUCGCCUUGCAUUAUUCAUCAGAACACUUUAAGAUGUAACAUUCACUUUUAAUUACUAUAGAUGCCUUACACUAUUGCCAGUCCGUGUCUGAUACACUGUAGACACUAAAAGAAUGUAUCCAGCAUGAGUAUGUAUAUGUUAUUGAUAACAAUGGUUUAGGGGUACUGUUUUAUUCAAAAAAUAUUUGUCUUGUUUGAGUAGCCCUAAAUCUUCCUUGAAAGCCAUCAUCCUACCAAUUGCCACUGUGUGGUUUUAUUUGCAGUUUAAGUAGAACUUGGCCUUAUCUCUUCUUGACCAACUUUUUACUACUUUGGAAGAAGCAUUAGCAUUACUUUGCAUAGCUCAUCUCUGUAUGUGCUAUAAUAUAUGGCAUUUUAUAUAAUGUCACAUCCAGCCGCUGCUUAUAGAGAAGGGAAUGCUGGAAAGCUUGGGCGUGCAUUAAUCACUAAGACAUUACCUAACCAUAUGAAUGGAUUGCUUAUGCAUCCAUUGCUUUCUGGGAAUUACUUAUUGUCUUUGGCAGCAGAAUGUAGCCGGGGUAAUAUUGUGUAAAGCUCCUUAAGUGGUGUAUAUACAGUGUUUUGAUGCUUCCCUUAAAGUUGAACAAACUCAAAAUCUGUUUUUAGAUGGAGGUUUAAUUAUUUGCAACUGAUAAUGUCGCUCUAUAUAUAAUUGAUUCAAGAUUUUAAAUGGUUUUAAAGAUAUUCGAUGAUUUAGUUGACUUUCCAACUUUCAGUAUGCUUUGCUACAAACUUCUCUGCUGACUUUCAUAGACUCCUGAGCUAAUAUAAUACUUACUCGCAAAAGCUGCUGUUUCAGUGCAAGUAGAAAAGCCCAGCAAGUUGCAAGCUGUCACCAGUACUAGUUCUUUGUUAUGCUAUGCUCUCUCUUGCAUGGAGAAAAGCAGAGAAUUUUCCUAUCCAUGCAAGAGCCCCUCUAUUUGUAACGGCAUGCAGAUUGGAGUAUUUUGCCACUUGCAAGCGGCUUCUGAGAAUUAGGCUAGCCAUACAAGGUCUGAUUUUAGCUUUUUAUUUUAACACAUAUAAGACCAAACCAAUGACUGGUCCAGCAUCAUCUGGAGAUCUAUGAAGAGAAAUUGUUUUUAUUCUUGUGAUAAACCUCCAUUGUUAAAAAUGGAUGUGGUGAUCCCCUUUGAGCAACAUAACUGUAAAAAGAAGGGAUGCAUUGAAUCCUUGAGUCUUUAUUGCAGGAUUUAGAUUUCGGCCAUUCCUCUGUGCCUGGCUGAAGAGAAUCCAAACCAUAAAUCCCAAGUGAUGUUUGACCACUGAAGGUGAAUAAUCUUUCAUGUACAGUACUUUAAUUUUGUGGUGCAUUCUGUAUCUGUCAAAAUUCGAAAAUUGUCGAUUAAGUGCAUCUCUAGUUCUAAGGAUUUAAUUAUAUACACUGUAUGGCACUGUAAGUACACCUGCCUGUCCAACAACUCACUUCCAAACAAACAGUAUUAAUAUGAAGUCAGUCCUCCCAUUGCUGCUCAGCUGCUCUAGUCUUCUGUAAAGGCUUUCCACUAGAUGUUGGAACAUUCUUUGUGGGGUUUGCUUCCAUUCAGCUGCAAAAACAUUAGUGAGGUUGGUACUGAUGUUGGACAUUCAGGCCUUGCUCACAGUAGUUGAUCCUUCGGGUGCUAAUUUGGAUUGAGGUCAGGGCUCUAGUCAGUCCAGGCAUGUUCUUCCACUCCCUUUCAGCAAUCCCAUUCUGUAUAGACCUCACUUUGUGCAUGGGGGCAUUGUUAUGCAGAAACAAAAAAAGGUCCUUCCUCAAACUGUUGCCACAAAGUAGGAAUGCAACCAUGGAAAAUAAGCCCAGACCAUUAUUUAUCCUCCAUCAAAACAUCAGCAUUAUUCAAACAGGUAGUGCUUUCUUGGCAUCUGCCAAAUUCAGACUGCCAAAUAGUGAAAUGAUAUUUAUCACUCCAAAGGACACAUUUCCACUGCUCCACUGUCCAAUGGCAGUGACCUUCACACUACUGCAGCCAACUCUUGGCAUAGCAUGUUUUGAUGUUAUAUUUGUUUGCCUUUGGUCACUCUUAAAAGAACCCAUGCUCCCUAAGAAUAUUUUUUUAUUUGACAUUGCUUCCAAGGACAGUUUGGAACUAUAGUUUGCUCUUAAAGUAUAUUAAAUGAGCAAAGAUGGUCAUCAUAGAAUGUAGGGUCUUCAUAGUUCCAGCACCAUAGAUUAUGUUUCAGCUCUGGUGUAGACAUUGUUUUAUUUAAACGAGAAGGAAAGGUCCAAUCCAUGAGGGGGUGCCAAAUGUCAGGGCAACCCCCCCAAGGAUUGUAAUGACUAACCUGAUACCCCAGGCCGGUGCUCCUGUUAACAGAAAACUGCACUGGCCAGGGGCACUUGCAAGUGAGUGAUCUUCUUUCUUCAAAAUCCAGUAGCCAAUGCAUGCACAGUAGAAGGAAAAAGCUGGCUUUUUUUUGUUAAAGUUUGAUUGACUAAAUUAAGAUAAUGCUCACUCGCAAGUACCCCGGGCUGGUGCAUUUUUCCUAACGUUUGGCACCCCCGCAUAUUGGACAUUUCCUUCUUCUUUAACAUGACAAUGAGCAGCAUAGAUCAAAGGGCUGACCUCCACCAUGGAAAGGGAUCAUGUAGAAUAUAUCUUUAUUGAACCGCACUGUACACUUUGUCUUAUUACGCAAACACACUAGAGAAUAGCGUAUCAUUUCUCAUACUAAAGGCACACUGAAACUUAUUAUUGUAUCAAAGUGGUAUUUAUGAACUAUGGGUAGAAAUUGGAAAUGAUUUUUGUGUUAGAGAGCUUUACCUUGUUUCUAUGAACACCCUUCUGAUGAUGCUUGAGAUUUCACCUUACUGUAGAGAAACAGUAACAGUUCUCUUCUCAAUAAUCCUCAUUAUCCCUUCCCAAAGCCCUCUUUUCAGUUAUCUGUAUUUAUUACAAACCCCUAAAAAAUAUUCUGGAUUGAGGUUCUGCCCUAGUGGUUGAGAUUAUGGCAUGGCAUGACUAUGGGAAUGACCUAAAUGGAACAAAAAUGCUAAAUUAAUUCAGUAGAUAUGAUAAUGUAAUUGAGAAAUGAUGUAAACAGUUUUUUGAUUCUGUAUUACUUCUCAACAUUUUUAAGAUUGAAAUGUAUAUAUAAAAAUAUUAUAAUUGAUUCAAUUUGUAAAGCCUUAAUCCACAUUUUUGUAACUUUUCAAUACCAUAUUUAUAUUGGUCUUCAUUGUUUUACCUUCUUCUAAAUCAGCAUUAAUACAUCACCAAUAUGGUUUAUUUUAUAGAAAGAGCAGCAUGGAUACUCCCAGGCACUGUAUGUCACAAUAGAAACAUAUACACUAUACGUUCAGCAUAGGAACUGUGUCGUUUAAGAGAUAUGAUUAAAGGGAUACUGUCAUGGGAACUUGCAGUACAGCAGUAAAGAGUGAUUGAAGUUUAUAAGAGCACAUGCCUUGGGGCAG
This is a messenger RNA of Xenopus laevis (African clawed frog), 6399 nucleotides long. It is a transcript of the gene c6h8orf34.L, whose product is annotated as chromosome 8 open reading frame 34 L homeolog. The transcript has 14 exons. Lineage: Eukaryota; Metazoa; Chordata; Amphibia; Anura; Pipidae. Bases 427 to 2295 code for a protein of 622 amino acids. The record is from RefSeq and is a predicted model, not a curated record.